This is a messenger RNA of Lates calcarifer (barramundi perch), 3627 nucleotides long. RefSeq names its product cytosolic arginine sensor for mTORC1 subunit 2 (gene castor2). The transcript is spliced from 9 exons. The coding region runs from base 210 to 1196 and encodes 328 amino acids. Gene Ontology annotation, cellular component: cytosol. Lineage: Eukaryota; Metazoa; Chordata; Actinopteri; Centropomidae. Gene Ontology annotation, biological process: negative regulation of TORC1 signaling; cellular response to L-arginine. The record is from RefSeq and is a predicted model, not a curated record.
GCAGGUCCGUUUUUUUUUUUUUUUUUUACCUCUUUGCUUUCUUUAUUCCACCCUGCCUCCCUCUUUCUUUCUCUAUUUAAUACGCCUUAGCGCGUGCACGCGUGUGUGUGUGUGUGUAUUUAUUUAUUUAUGCAUCUUAUUUGAAAGUAUCCAGGUUUUUUUAAAAAACAUUUGGUUUUAGUCGCUCCUCAAAUGAGAAGACGUAAAAGAUGGAGCUUCACAUUUUAGAGCACAGCUUGAAAGUGGCGAGUAUAGAGAAAGAGGGGAUCCAGAUUUGCACUCACGGAUUAAUAAAACUCGCCUUCCUGGCCUCAAAAACAAGAUGCAAGUUUUUCAGUCUGACAGAGACUCCGGAGGACUACACCAUUAUCGUCGAUGAGGAAGGCUUUAAAGAGCUGCCCCAGUCAGAGCACAUCAGCGUCGCCGAUGCCACAUGGUUGGCCCUUAACGUGGUGUCGGGCGGUGGCAACGCCUCCAACUCACCGCCCAUCGGAGUCACCAAAAUCGCUAAGUCAGUCAUCGCGCCACUGGCCGACCACAACAUCUCCGUUUUCAUGCUGUCGACGUAUCAGACGGACUUCAUUCUGGUUCGAGAGCGAGACCUGCCGAUGGUCAUGCACACACUGUCUUCCGAAUUCACUUUGCUUCGGGUGGUCAACGGGGAGACUGUAGCUGCGCACAAUCUGGGAGUCACCAAUGGAUUUGUAAAACCAAAACUUGUGCCCCGUCCCAUCAUCCACCCUUUAUCCAGUCCCAGCAACAUGUUCUGUGUGACCAGCCUGGACCCAGACACACUGCCCUCUGUAGCCACCCUGCUCAUGGACGUCAUGUUUUACUCUGGAGGGCCAAAAGAGCCUGGAGCUUCCAGUGAAGACUCCAGCCACAUCCGCUUCUUCUCCUUCUCCCUGAUCGAGGGCUACAUCUCUCUGGUCAUGGACGAGCAGACAACUCAAAGGUUUCCAAACAAUGUCCUCUUCACCAGUGCCUCUGGUGAGCUUUGGAAAAUGGUUCGCAUUGGGGGACAACCUUUAGGAUUUGAUGAGUGUGGCAUCGUGGCUCAGAUAUCAGAACCCCUGGCAACAGCUGACAUUCCAGCUUACUACAUUAGUACCUUCAAGUUUGACCAUGCCCUGGUUCCAGAGGAAAACAUCCAAAGUGUGAUCGGAGCUCUGCGGACCGAGAGCACGACACAGUGAAGGAAACAACCAUGAAAACAACCGUUUUCUAAGUCAUUUCGUUCAAACGUUUAUCAUGUCCAAAAAGUGCCAAGAGCUUAUUAGCGGACUACUAUGGACCGGUUCUGAAAGAAGGAAGGGAUCUAAGCACAGAGCGUGGGUGGAGUUUGGGUGGGGCGGGGGGAGUGUGACAGUCUGAUAGGGAUGCCUUUGUUACUUGAUCAUUUUCUUUACCCUCACCCCUCCUUCCUUCCCUGGCACCUGAGGCCCUCCACUGCCUGCUCUGGUAGUUGUUGCUUUAGUUUACCAGACUGAAUAUGUUUCUUUUCCUCUCUAAAGCUGCUUCUUCCCACUCCCUGACCCUCAUGAGCACCAUACUGUAUUAGUUACAUAAUUCCUCUCACGGAAGGAUGACGAAUGUACUCUCAAAAAUGAAAGAAAUAUUAUAUAUAUAUAUAUAUAUAUCAAGCUUUCCUUUUUUUGUUUGGUUUUUGUUUGGUUUUUCCACAGGUCAUUUUCUCAGUGCCAAGAUGAUUGAAUGCCUAAACCGAUGCCUUUGUCAAAAUACUAUACAUGUGUGCAAUUGAAGGAGACAAUUUUGGAGACAGCCAGCAACGACAGACCUGGUUGAGUAAUAUGUCUUUUUUUUUCUUUGUUUUUAUUAUUAGUUUUUGAACAUGUUUUAAUUAUAGCAAUGAUCUGACCGUUGGAGUCCCUUCAGAUUUAGAAGUUAAAUUCAGAUGUUUGUUCUGGUGAAACAUGAAGUGAAUCCCAGAUCUUAAGGAGGAAUUAAUCUUUUAGCGCUUUGAUAAGUUAUAUGCAUUCACACUGUGAGCAACCUGGUCGAUGGGUCACACAGGAUCAGUAGAUUUUAACUGUGUGUUGUAAUAUUGUAGACAGACAGAUCUUUGGUUUGGUUUGUUUUUUAACUGACCCUCAGCUAGCAGCAGAUGUGAGGCAGCAUUAACCAGUGACUUCAGAGCUGCACCUCAGAGUCACAUUAGUCUAUUAAAAGAUCAUUUUAUGUAUUAAUCAGUGACAACUGAUUUGAUUUAAUCACUUUAAAAGAAAAUUGGCAAUACAAAUAUUUUUGCUAUUCUCUGACACUUGUUAUUGACUCUAGAUUGAAACUAGAUGGACUGGCAUAAAAUCUGGCACAAAAUGGUUCCCAGAUGAGGCGUCCUAAUGACUUUAACUUUUCAUUUUGCACCAUCAUCAGGUCAAAAUUUACAAUUGUCUAAUACUUUGGUUUAUUACCAAAUCCCUGCAAAACUCAGCCUCAACUAAACUUUCUUUUUAGUGCUAUGACAUUAACCUACCAACACUAAGAUGCUGAACACAGCAGAUGUUAUACUUUGCUAUAUAAUUUAAAAUUGCACUGAGAGCAACCACUACCAGCUCAGCCACUACCAUUUUCACAUUUCCUUCACAGCAGCUGCUGAGGAUCAAAAACAAACCUUUGAAUUGAAUUCGACUUCUAUCCAUCUUAUAAUUUGGUUCUCUUUACAAUGAGCAAUACAGCCCCCUCAAAAACACUAAUCACACUAGAAGAACAUAUGAAUUCAGGCACUCUUGGCCGCCAAUAAUUUAGCUAGCCUGGCUCUGUCCAGAGUUCAAAAACACACCUACAAGCACCUCCAAACUUUACAAAUUAACACUUUGCAUCUUGUUUGUUUAAUCUUGACACAAAGAGAAACUUAAAACUGACAUUUUGUGGUUUUAUGGAGAGUUACAUUAAUUACUUCUUGACAAAUACUUGCCAGCAGUAGAUACUUUUCAGAAAGACAGUUGUUCAGCAAUAAAUAGAUAAUGCUACGCAAAAGCUGUUUAUCUAAAUUGUCAGUGUUUCAACAUCACUUUCAAUGACUUGAUGAUCAUGAUGCUCACAGUAUGAACCCACAUUUAAGACCUGGUGAUAAAUGCAAUGAUGAAAAUGUUUGCAUCUACAUUAGUAAUAAAUUACUGAGCCACUUUGACAAUGUACUACAAUAAUGACAGUGCAAGUGUGCUAAGCAUAAGCUAAGGUUCACACAGGGGAAGGAACAUUUCCCUCCACGCCCUGGUGUCCAUUUAGGUCUUGAAGCUGCCCCUCCCCUGCCCCAGUCUGCACUUUAAUGCAGGUUCCACCCUCACAGGCCUGCUGUACUGAUGUGAAUAUGGGGAGGACUAUUUACUUUAGAAAGAUCCUGUCCAGAUGGGGAGAUCUCUGUUGGUCUUAAGCAUUUGGUGAUAAUGUUUUUCUUUUUUUUUCCUUUUACUUUCAUGACACCUUGCACCUAACAGCAACCUUUCUUCUGAUCAGUUUUGAUUGGUAGAAACCCUGUAUUUAUCAGUGUUAAUACAUGAGAAAGGUGACAUUUCUUCUGAUUCCAUUUCAAAGAAAAUGUUAAAAGCUUUUCAUUUGGAGCUUCUUGUGUGGAAAAAAAAUAAACAAGCUUUUUUUUGAGCUUGA